AGACACGCCCCCGACGCGCCCACCACGCUGCAGACACGCGAAGUAACCGUCCUAGCACCUACCGUCCCGACCAUCAUGAACGGGACGGCAGCCGCUCCCCGCAAACGUAAAUAUGCGGGCGAGAAACAGCCUGGAGGGCUUGUCAUAGUACGCGCGGGACCACGCUCCACGUCCGCACAGCCGUCCGUCAAACCACCGUCGACAUCACAGACUACUGCGAAACCUCCAUCCUCAUCUCAACCCAAACCAGCGUCACAACCCGUCAACUCCUCCUUAUCGUCCACCUCCUUUGUCCAGUCAACAUCAACGUCAACCUCGCUACAACCGAAUGGGGAUCUCAACGCUCGUCCACCAUCCCGAGCAGCCUCAACGCAGCCGCAACCCGUCCGCGCAUCUUCGAAACAGCCCCAGCUCGGGCACCGCGCGCCCUCUCAGCACCCUGCAUCGUCGUCGAUGCUCGUGCCAACACAACCACCCCAUGAGUACGAGCAGCAGCCACGGGUCCCGCCUCAAACACCACGGCAGCAGAAUCCGGCUCACGCCCGCCGGAGCUCGAUGAGCGCGCGGGGAAAGCGGGCGAGUUCCUCGUUCGAGAAUACCGGUGCCGUCCCACAUCCCCAUAACACCGUCGCCGACUCCGCCUUCUACAAACACAUCGACGCUGAGCUUCCUGAGGCCCUUCGUGCCCAGCAACUCCUUAUCUGGGCCGCGGGCCGCGCAAUGUCUCGUCUUUCCUCUUCAGUAUCAUCAUCACGCGACCACGAUAGCCCAGUUGCGAAACGACAGAAGACUGACAAAGGCAAGGCUUCCGCGAACGGGAAGGACCCGCCCCCUGCAUCGGUGGAAGAGGAGGAAACGGUACUGGAGGUGCUGAGGCGUGUGCAUGAGGAUGUGAUCCACAUGCUGGCAGAAGGCAGGAUUGAUACGCGUGUCACCGGGGCAUCGAGUAGGGAUCUGGGAGCGGAAGCGGGGAAAGAGAGGGAUGGAUUUAGGGCCAACGAUCAGAAUGUGAAGAAUCAGGCGCGCGAGGUGCGGUUCAAGGAGCAUAUCGAGCGUGCCAAAAACGAGUUUGAUGCCUGGUCCCGCGUCGACCACUUCUAUACCUCAUACUCAGACCAGACCUCCGCUGAUCUUGAGAAGCGCCGUGCAUCCCUCCUCCCUCCAUCCGCCAAGGCUCGUGGUAAACAACGCGCCGCCUCGCAGGAACCCCCAAAUCCAGACGAUGAAUGGGAAUGGAUGAUCCCACGACCAGAAGACAUGGCCCCCGAGUUCAAGGAGGAAGUUGACCUCGAGCUCGUGCAGCGCGUCAUGCGCGGCGGCACCGGAACGGGGACGACGUCGAAGAGCCAGAAGGGGCAGAAGGGCCACCGACCAAUACCAGCAGGAGGCGCUGCGGAGCGCAUACAGGACCUGCGAUUCCGCUCGGACGCGCUCUGGGCACACGCCAGCGCUGCUGCGCAGACGGCGGACAAGGCGCAGCGCGAGCUCGAUCUGCGGUUCUCACUCCUCGGGCAGGCGCUCGAUCGCGCUCGGGCGUUGAAUCAUCACCAUCAGCCACAGCCUGCGGACGGGUCGGCUUCUUUGGUGGGCUUUGUGAACGUGGCAUCGUCAUCAUCGCUUCGGCGGUCUGCUACCGAUCCCAUUGCCGGUGCUGGUACAGCUGCGUCGACAUCGCAGGCACGCUCGAUAGCCGGUGGUGAUCCGCUCGAACUCUUCCGCGCCUUAUCACGCGUGGACAGUGCCCGGCCACCGGUGCAGAUGGGUGACGCCGCACGACGUGCGGUCCGUGCUGUGCAGCGUGUACAAGAAGGCGGUGGUUUGGGCGCGGGCGAGCGAAAGAUGGUCGGUGUUCCCCCGUCCACACCACGCAAAGGAGGGCUGGGAGGAGUGGGCACACCGCGGAGUUUGCGGAAGAGCAGUACCAAGGAUAGGGAGCGGGGAUAGGCUGAGGGCCUACGUGCAUUUUUAUGGUUAUGCUUAUGUUCUAGGUCGUGCUGUUGCGGGCGCUAGGGUGCUUGUGCUGGAUGCAUAUGGGUGGGCCGCUCCCACAGACUAUCGACCAUCGUUGGAUACCUAUCUACCUCCUACCUUUACUUCUAUUUCGUCCAUGGCUGCUUCGUAUACUGGCUAUAGCACUAC
Messenger RNA from Coniophora puteana RWD-64-598 SS2, 2139 nucleotides. RefSeq lists its product as uncharacterized. Gene Ontology annotation, cellular component: MIS12/MIND type complex. The record is from RefSeq and is a predicted model, not a curated record. Gene Ontology annotation, biological process: cell division; mitotic sister chromatid segregation. The coding region runs from base 76 to 1944 and encodes 622 amino acids. NCBI's taxonomy places the organism in Eukaryota, Fungi, Basidiomycota, Agaricomycetes, Boletales, Coniophoraceae. The transcript is spliced from 4 exons.